GACACAAAUAAGACUAUUGGGUCAGUGACUCAAAUUGUGACAUUUUCUUGUAUAACAUGCACUUAGAAGCAAGAAGAUUUCUUCCGUGUUUGGCAAUUUUAGUUUCCAAUUGUUUGGGUGAAAUUAACCUACAGCAGACAACAUCGUCUUCUUUACAGGAAGCCCUAGAUGGCUACUGGGGAGACUGGAGUAAAUGGGGGAACUGUAGUACAUCUUGUGGAAUGGCAGGUUACAGAAAACGGACCCGUCUUUGUGAUAACCCUGUUCCUAAAAAUGGCGGAAAUCCUUGUUCUGGGCCAGACGUUGAAAUGAGAUCUUGUUUUAAACCUUGUGCUGUUCAUGGAAGUUGGGGUUCCUGGAGUGGACGGAAACUUUGCAGCGUUACCUGUGGUAAUGGAAGCGAGGCAUAUCACAGGUCAUGUGACAAUCCCGCGCCAAAUCAUGGAGGGAGACAAUGUGUAGGACAAUCUACAAAAUUAGUGCCUUGCAGAGCACUACCUUGUGCAACUGACGGAAGUUGGGGGGACUGGUCUGGUUGGACUUCCUGUUCUGUGACUUGUGGAGACGGCAAGGAACAUCGACAGCGCCAUUGUAACAACCCUCCCCCACUAAACGGAGGCCGAGCGUGUUCGGGUCAUAGAAAGGGUACAAGACAUUGUCACCAACCACAGUGUAUUACAGCGAUUGACGGAGGUUGGGGAACUUGGUCUCAAUGGGGGCAUUGUUCUGUUAAGUGUGGUGGUGGUGAAAAAGCAUCGAAAUCGAAACUGCGACAAUCCCUCCCCACAACACGGUGGCAAGGACUGCUCCGGACAUCCAAUAGAGACCCAGAUAUGUCACAAUCAACAGUGCCCACCGAUUGACGGAGGUUGGGGAGCCUGGUAUCAAUGGGAUCAUUGCCCUGUUACGUGCGGUGGUGGAGUAAAACAUCGGCACCGAAACUGCGACAAUCCCUCCCCACAACACGGUGGCAAGGCCUGCUCGGGAAAUCCAACAGAGACACAGACAUGCCACAGUCAUCAGUGCCCAUCUCAACAUGGACAUUGGAGUGACUGGUCAGCCUGGAGUCAGUGUUCAGUAACGUGCGGUGGUGGAACCCAACAUAGGACGCGCAGCUGUAAUGGCGGUCUUCCGUGUCAAGGCGAGCACAGGGAAACCCGGCACUGCAAUGAAGGUCAUUGUCACCAUUGUCACAACCAGAUAGGUCAUGAUGCCUGUGUACCAGUGUUAAUUACCGGACAUUGCAGAGAUGUUGUUGGAUAUACCCAGUGUGCAAAGUUGUGUGGGCAUUGCUAAUU
Molecule: messenger RNA, 1298 nt
Organism: Saccostrea cuccullata (small rock oyster)
Lineage: Eukaryota; Metazoa; Mollusca; Bivalvia; Ostreida; Ostreidae
Product: coadhesin-like
Exons: 10
Coding region: 57-863 (268 amino acids)
Source: RefSeq, a predicted model, not a curated record